Molecule: messenger RNA, 720 nt
Organism: Rangifer tarandus platyrhynchus (Svalbard reindeer)
Lineage: Eukaryota; Metazoa; Chordata; Mammalia; Artiodactyla; Cervidae
Source: the annotation of a GenBank genome assembly
AUGCUCCUUCAUCCGCAUCAGCUCAGGCUGACGUGGAUCAGCCCCGGACUGAUGAUAUAUAACUUUUACCGGAACAAAAGCAGAAAACAAAGCCUGUAUGGACAGCAGGUUUUAAAGUGCUCCCGUAUUGUGGGGCAGCGCCCCCCAAACCAGGGCCCCUGGUCAGGCAGUUCCGGGGCCACGUGCUCACACGCCACGCAGCCGGCUCUGGGAGAGGAGCCUCUGGCCAAUAGGUGGCGCCAGCGCUCAACCGCAGACCGGCCAGGAGCCCAGCGGCCCACCCAGGCACCGGGCAUUCAGCCACGGCCCGCCAUGGGCACAGGAGUCAGAGCCCAGACCCGAACCCCGCCUCACUCUUCCCACCACACUCCCCGCCCCUCCCAGGGACACGCCCCCCGAGCCUCCACGGAGCCUUCGCCCGUGGCCACCGCCCCAGCCGAGCUCCGGUGGCGCCCCGGAAUCAUUCUUCACUUCCGUAUAGAAAGGCGCCCACCCUCAGCUCACCCGCGGUCAAAGGGCUGCACGCCCGCGUCUCAAAAAGCAAGAAAGCCUCUCCAGACUUCCGGUGCGCCCCUCACGCGCGCGUUCCCCGUGUGCCCUCAGGCGCGCGUGCUGAGCAGGGCGGCGACCGUGUCCCAGUCUCCUCACGCGCCGGGCCUCGUCGCCGGGGCGGCGGCCGGAGCGCCCGACGCGGCGGACUGUGCCGCGUCCCGUCGCUAG